CAAUCCUGUCUAAGUAUCUUAAGUAACUGCUAUGACCAAUGGCAAUGGGCAAUAUUAUGUCAAUACAUAGGUUUUUGAAUACCUGGUAAAAUAUUGGUUUGGUAUUAACUUUCUUCGGACCUCCGUUAUGUGAACCAACAGUGCAUUAAAUAUUUAUAUUUAAUUGUCUUGGCGCACGUUUGCAUAAGUACUGUUUGGAAACCACUUACUUUUCAACAUGGAUGACGAUGGUGAUGACAAAGAUGAUACCAAAAGGAGGACCCGUAAUUUAAGCGAGAAAAAACGAAGAGACCAGUUUAAUAUGCUUGUAAAUGAACUGGGUGUAAUGGUGUCUUCAAGUAAUAGAAAAAUGGAUAAAUCAACUGUGCUCAAAUCGACAAUAUCAUUCUUAAAGAAUCAUAAUGAAAUUACAGUAAGAUCCCGAGUUCAUGAUGUUCAGGAAGAUUGGAAACCACCAUUCCUUUCAAAUGAAGAAUUUACCUAUCUUGUAUUAGAGGCUUUGGAAGGUUUUCUUAUGGUUUUUUCAACAACUGGUCGAAUUUUUUAUGUUUCUGAAGGAAUUACAUCAUUGCUUGGACAUACACCGAGUGAUGUUAUAAACACAACCAUAUUUGACUUAGUGUUUGAAGAAGACAGGCCAAACCUCUACAAUAUGCUUCAAAAUACUGGAAAUCCAAUUGAUCCUAAUCAAGCCCUUACUGCAGAAAAUGAAAUUAAGUUUCAAUGUCAUCUACGACGGGGCACUUUGGAUUUUCGAGAUGAGAUUACCUACGAACUUGUGGAAUUCAGUGGUCACUUUCGUUCGAACAUGAAACAAGUUGAUGGAGAGGAAAUGUACCAGAUAGAUCCCCAUUCUAGGCUCCUUUUCGUGUGUACUGGCCGGCUCUACACGCCACAGCUCAUUCGUGACGUCACGCUCGUUGACUCCAGUAGGAGUGAGUUCACAUCCCGGCACAGUCUUGAGUGGAAAUUCCUGUUUCUCGAUCACCGUGCUCCGCCGAUAAUCGGAUAUUUGCCAUUUGAAGUGUUAGGCACUUCUGGCUAUGACUAUUACCAUUUUGAUGACUUGGAAAAGGUGAUCACCUGUCAUGAGGCGUUAAUGCAAAAGGGGGAGUUGACUUCAUGUUACUAUAGAUUCCUGACAAAGGGACAGCAAUGGAUCUGGCUCCAGACACGAUUCUAUAUCACAUACCAUCAAUGGAAUUCAAAGCCGGAGUUUGUUAUGUGCACGCAUAAAGUUGUUAGCUAUGCAGACAUACAAAAGAGUACAAAGCAAGAGACAGCUGAGGUUGUAGUGGCCAAGCCAACAGAUACGAGUCACUUGAAAGUCAAGGACACAUCAGAGGAGGCGAUACCAGCUAUGUCGCCGUCAUAUAUGUCUGAGACUAGUGAUGUCUACGGAAAUUCUUACCAUUCCCAUUCUAGGCCUGCGUCAGUAAAGUCUGCAUCAGCUGGUAGUACAAGUGGCACUUGUGGGUUACUCGGUAAAGCAAACACGGCAAGUACUUCGUGGUCAAUGGCGUCUAAUACUCGCUACUCGGGCGGAUAUGAGAAUAGUAUGGCGUCAGCUGAUUCCAGAUCUUCGCAUCAGUCAAGUUCUAGAGAGAGUAAAGAAACAUCGACCCACAUGGAAGACUCUCGUCCAGUGGGUGUAGAGUUCAACUCAAGUCGCGUUAGGAUGUUCCAGCAGCAACACAAGGCAGUUGAAGCCACAGUAGUACCACAACACGGAAUUGGUGCUCAAUACCUUGAACCAGCACCUUAUGUUGGUACUGUGAGCGUACCGGGAGUAGUACCUAUAUUGCCUUCAUUGCCAGUGAUUGUGUCAGAUCAAACACAAGUACAGUUGCCGUGGCAGGAGCAGCUCCAGCGCAAACACGAAGAGUUGCAGCAGAUGAUAGUGCGGCAGCAGGAGGAGUUGCGGCAGGUGAAGGAGCAACUGCUGCUGGCCAGGCUUGGUAUGCUCCAACCGCUUAUUAAUGUUCAGAAUCCCUACACCAAUGAGGAACCCCAGCAAAAUCAGCGGUUGCCAGCACAAAUAACAUACGAAGGUUCGACCAGCCGAAAUGUGACUUAUCCACCUAACCAUUCGCAACCACCACACUUGCCGCAUCACCCACAUAACCCCACCGAAUAAAUUGACCCCCAUGUCGCCUACUUCGCAGCCCGGAGCACCUUGAUCCUUGACAAAAAAUAUGCCGAAAGCAGAAGGAAUUCGUCUAAGAUAUUAGUAGCAUUUCAUUAAUCCUUUCAUAAAUUGUGCAUUUACGGAAUACGGUCCUUCGUUGUAGAUAUUAUUUUCCAAAUCCCUAUAUCCCCACUCUUAACCCUUAAGCCCCCCACCUCGCAGGCCGAGUGCGGCCCAGCGCACCGACAUAUAAACUAAAAAAAAAAUCCGCAAGUAAAAUGUUUCCAGCGCCAUGCGCACCUUGCAACCUUAACAUAUGGUAUCUGGGAGCGGACGUCAUUUGUUUUCGAAAGCAUUUCAACUUGUAUAGAUCUGUCAUUGCGGAAUUAUCUCCUUCUUCCUAUAGGGGAUGCGACUUAUUCUAUAAUAUAAUAAUUCAUAGGUGAUGAGGCACGUAAUCCCCUAGAGUCCACCAAAACGCGGCCCA
Messenger RNA from Pieris napi, 2615 nucleotides. It is a transcript of the gene Clk, whose product is annotated as circadian locomoter output cycles protein kaput. The record is from RefSeq and is a predicted model, not a curated record. Bases 218 to 2137 code for a protein of 639 amino acids. Gene Ontology annotation, cellular component: CLOCK-BMAL transcription complex; nucleus; cytoplasm. Gene Ontology annotation, biological process: circadian regulation of gene expression; regulation of transcription by RNA polymerase II. Gene Ontology annotation, molecular function: protein dimerization activity; DNA-binding transcription factor activity, RNA polymerase II-specific; RNA polymerase II cis-regulatory region sequence-specific DNA binding. NCBI's taxonomy places the organism in Eukaryota, Metazoa, Arthropoda, Insecta, Lepidoptera, Pieridae. The transcript has 15 exons.